Molecule: messenger RNA, 1856 nt
Organism: Salvia hispanica
Lineage: Eukaryota; Viridiplantae; Streptophyta; Magnoliopsida; Lamiales; Lamiaceae
Source: RefSeq, a predicted model, not a curated record
AUGAAGAGACCUCAGAACAGGGCAGCUGCUCAAAGGCUUGCAGAGGUGAUGGCUCACCAGCCAGCCGACGACGAAGAGGAGGAGGAUGAUCUAUACGAUCUCAGCUCGGGCGGUCCAUCAGCUGGUAUAGGACUUGCGGGGAGAAGGCAAGCUCGAAGCAGUUCUCUAAUGUCAGUUCGUAACUCAGUCGAUCAGCCUUCAUCAGCUCGUUACCGACCAGCUCAGCCCAAGCCCGUUGAACCAUCUUCUGUCUCACCAGAACCGCACCAGCAGCCUUCGUCAGCUCGUUAUCGAAAGCUCGUUCCAAGACUCUUGAAAAGUCUUCAAAUACGGAACAUCAGCAGCCUUUAUCAAGCUCGUCAUGCUCCUUCCAAGCCCGUUGAACCAUCGACUGAACAGCAGCAGCCUUCAUCAGCUCGUCAUCGGCCAUCAAAGACUCCAUCGUCUGCUCGAGUAGUUGGCCGGCCAAAUUUACGGGUGAAGACAGUUCCCAUGGUGCCAUCGAGUGUGUCUCUGUCACUUAAACGAGUUUCAUCGGUACAUCCAGCAGAUUCUCAAAAUGAUAAAGUUAAGGAUAAAAGGUUAUCUCUGGAUUUUGGAACUUUCAAAUUAAAAGAACAAGGCGGUCGGUCUUCUUCUGCUCUACAAGACGAGGUACAAUAUAUCCUUCAAGAAGAAAAUGAGAAUUUCAUUGGAAAGCUCAGGAUAGCAGAAGAACGGUAUGAUGAAGCAGAAGCAAGAACUAGGCAGCUGGAAAAACAGAUUGAGUCUUUAGGAGACGGUGUAUCUUUAGAAGCUCGGCUGUUAAGCAGGAAGGAAGCUGAAAUUCAGAAACGAGAGGUUGCUCUUAAAGUUGCAGCAGAUACUUACGGUGGAGGCAAUGAGGAGCUGGCAGUCCUCCGAAUGGAGAUUGAGGCCUCAAGGGAUGAAGCUAACUCUGUUCAGGAUCAACUCCACGAAGCCGAGCAAGAAGUUAAAUCACUUAGGAUAACUACACAGAGAAUGAUACUGACUCACGAGGAGAUGGAAGAGGUCGUUCUCAAGAGGUGUUGGCUUGCUCGAUGCUGGAGCUUAUGCAUUCGUCAUGGGGUCCAUGCUGAGAUAGCUGAAGCAAGACAUGAAUAUUGGUCACGCUUUGCUUCACGCCCAGUCGAAGUUAUAUUGGCAGCCGGGCACAAGGCCAAAGAUGCACAAUAUUCCGCUACCGAUGGUUUAGAAGAAAGGAAGAGAGUUCUGAAGGAGAAGGAAGACCUUACAAACAGAGUCGACGUGGAAAGUAUGCUUAUGGUUGAAAAAGGUCUCAGGGAACUGAGCUCCCUCAAGGUAGAGGAGGCAAUAGCUGUGGCAUCGGCCCAAAAGCGUCGCCCGUGUAUUUUAAAAUCUAAUACAGAUGAAGGGAAGCUACCGGCUGAGUCCAACUAUUCCGAUACAUUUGGAUUGAGUCCGGAUGAGUGCGAAGACGUGCUUCUUAAACAAGCUUGGCUUUCGUACUUCUGGAGACGAGCAAAAACUCUAGGGCUCGAACCUGAUAUCGCUGAUGAUAGACUGCAAUUCUGGAUCAGCCAAGAGAACCGGCCGCCUAAUUCACAUGAUGCCGUUGAUGUCGAGUGCGGCCUUCUGGAGCUCCGGAAGCUGGGGAUGGAGGCGAAGCUGUGGGAGGAGUCGCGGAGAUUGAUCGAUCAUAACCCCUCGCACAAAACGCUGCUGGAAACUGAGUACCAAAUUUUGUCAUAAGCUUUUUUCUUCUUCUUCUUCUACAUUUCCCUUUAUUUUUUCUUGCUACAUUUUGGUGCGUUGCUUCUAUCAUUUUAUGAUCAAUCUUGAUUGGAAAGUGAGCUAUUUCUUCGAAUAUUUUC